UCGUCACCGAGUCGAUUUCGAAGUGGUGCGCCUCAAGAGAGGCCACGACGAUUAAUAAGUCGCCUGCGCGGCGGAACUUCCCGGUGACCCUUUCUUCUCCCUUUUGCCUUCGUCCCUGCGCGCCGCCGCCGCCGCCGCCGCUGCCGCCGCCGCUGCUGCUGCUGUUCGUUCUCGCCAACGUUUAACUUUCUCGUGGAAUUUACGCGGCUACGCCGAUGCUGCCGACGCUUGCUCGCGAAUGUGUUUCGUGUUGGGGAGGGGGAGGGCAGGGGAGAGUACGCAGGAUCCGACAUCGACUGCCUCUCAAUCGCCCCGAGUGACCCGAUGUAUGUGUGCGCGUGUGACGCUCGGUUCGAGAUCUCCACUGGCAUGGAGCUAGGAGCGUACUGAUAGCGAUAGUUUACGAGAUCUUGGUUUCUAUGCAUUGCCUGCCAAAGAAGAACUGAGCCCAAUGUUUCCACACAAUUCUAGUUCACAUGAGAUUUCUACAGAAACAAAUGCCUUCGUACAAAAUUCCGUGUGGGAUGUAGUAGUAUUAAAGGAAAGCAGUCUGGAUGGGGUGGGGGAAGGGGAAGGAUUAGAGCACACUUGGUACUGUGAUAUCGAAUCCAUAAACAGCAGCACGAUGGCAGCACCUAUUAGCCAUCCCGAAGCUACCGCCGCCAAUGACUUUUCAACCGUCCUGCCGAACCAAGCUGGUGAGUUGGACUCAACCGGCAUAGGUAAGGCCUGCCAGUCAGUGGCGCCAGCAACCACAAAAUACCCAACAAAUCACUUUCUAAUCUGCGAUAAUAAUAAUAAAAUAAAUAAUCACAACAAUGCAGAACAUAAUCAUCACAAGUACAGAAAGCAAAAUACACCGGGCUUGCUUGGUCAGCUGGGCAGCUCCGCCAAUAACUCUAAGUCUACUUGUAAGACGUUAAGUGAUAAUAAGACUAGCUUUAGCCAUCUAAACUUUAGGGUACUAAGGUAUUUAAGUGAAUAUCUGCGCGCUGAAAGGGACGAAAAGUGUCGCAUCGUUGGGGUACCUAGCCUAGUUAGGAUACCCAAGUCUGAUAGUCCCCAACGGUUGUUACGCCUCCCUAACUCUGUCGACAAUUACUCCUUACUAGGGUCCUGCCUUGACCUGGGCGACAACAAUAAAUUUAAGGCUAAUUUUAGUUACGUAAAUAAUAACAACUCCAAGUCUGUGAUAUUGCUCAGCUCAACCAGUUACAGUAACCAUUACCUCCUCUUUAGUGGUGGCUUUGACAAGAUAGCUGCUGUUAUCCCGGUACUUUGUAUUAAAAGGGACGAUUCCACCACAUCGAAUAGAAUGAAACUACUAGGUGAUAAGUACGCCCUAGUUACCAGUUUUGCUCAGACCUCCAGACUGCUUGCAAACGAUAGAAUUCUGGAUGAUAACUCUGACAUCCGAGUUUCUCUGAGCCGCCGAAUAGUACGACACCUUCUGGAAUCGCAUUUCGAUGGCAACACUCUAGUAUCGGUGUCUGUCUAUGCUCAGAAUUUCGCGAUGUACGCCGCCAGUUCUUCCAUUACGCUUAUCGUUUCCAUAAACGAAGUAAUUGACCACACUUUGCGAUCUUUCCUGAAAAGUCUCACGCUACUCUAUGUACAAUCUUGUAUUUCUCCAUUAUGUAAUGUCACUGUGACCGAGCUGAUGCAACACAUAUGUGUUCCACUAUUAAUAAUAUGUAAAAGUAAUGAUUACAACGUUGGUAAUAAUAAUGAAUACUAUAAUAACGAGAACAUUAACGUUGGUAGUAUUGAAGAAGAAAUUAAUAUUAGUAAUAAUAACCAAGAUGUUAUCGGAUACAUUGUUGACAUCGCUGUGUGCUACAAGACUAGUGUAAUUACUACUAAUGUUAGAAUCUUAGGGUCUCAAAAUGAUGGUAUUAGUUGUACCGAAGCAACAAUGUUUACUGUUGGUGCUCUUUUAUUUCAGGAUAACAAUAAGUAUAAUAAGCUUCUAAACACUUGUUUUAAGAUUAGUAGGUAUAGGAGAUCGGUUACUGCCGAUCGCGAAUCUAACUCUACCAUUAAGUCUGUAUCUAAGUCUACGCUAAGCGAUAAGUGUAACGUUAAGUUUGAAACAUCUCAUACCGCUCGACUUGACGAAUCUGACAACAGAAAGCAAGUUAAGUUGACUGUCAACAUUCCUAUAAUGACUACCUGCAAGCCUACGAUGACGCUUACAUGCCAAUCAGCCACCGUCGCAUCCAAAACAAUUGUUGUACCUGUAUCUCGAGCGGAGAGUCGCACGAACGACAAGGAAAUGCGAUUGGAAUAUUUCAAUAUACUCCAAAAUGACCAAAUAUGUAUCCAGUAUAUGUUGCUAAGUCACACAGAUGAUCUUAAGAAUGACUUAUGUCAUUAUGACGCUAAAUUUAAAGACGUGCAAAAUUAUGCUAUCGACAAGCUCAAAGCAACAUCGAAAGAUGACUCAGCUCAGUUGAUCUGCAAAUAUGACCAAGAAGCUCUUAGACACGACCGAGGUCGUAAGAACGACAAUGAUGAUAACGCCAUCACAAGCAACAGCAACGAAGAUUCCAUUGCACCGUCUGCGUUGCAAUGGUCAUCCCUUAUAAUGCGUACGUGCACCUUAGUUUCCGCUUGUCAAGCAACGUACGAGAAUAAUGGGAGCAAAUGUGAGGUUCAACGACGCCAACUGAGAUCCACUCUGGACGUCCUGUUCCGCAAGUUGUCUUACUUACACCGCAACGUCUACGAGCCUAUUGCGAGUUACAAACAACGUUGGGGUAUACCACUGAUAUUGCACUUGGCAGGAGGUGGAGAGAGUUCUUUGAAUACCGGAGGAGCUGCUAAUUGGGGAUCGACGCAAGCCACCACUCCAAAUAACAACAACACAAGUCAGAGUGGGUGGGGUAGUACACCAGGAAAUCCAUCUGGUAGCACUAGUGCGCCCAAUAAUUGGGGCGGCAAUACCGUCAAUCGAUCCGUCACGGGAAAUCCGAAUCAAAAUCAAAAUCAAGGACCACCUGGUAACCAAAAUGCCCCGGGAAAUGUGGGCAAAGUGAACAAUCCCAAUCAGCAAUCCAAUCAACAAUCUGGUCCGCCAACGUCUCAAUCAAAUAAUCCUACCCAAGGAAAUCAGAAUAAUAACCAAUGGCCUCAGGGAAAGUCUAAUCCAGGUGGUCUCGGGCAAAAUCCGUCAGUGCAAAACAACAACAACAGUAGUGUUCAGCAGCAGCAAUCCUCGGGUUCAAGUGCAAGUAAUAAUCAGUCGAAUAAUCCUACCCAAGGGGCUGUGAGUAUCGGAAGCACUUCGGCAAGCAACAAUCCAUCUACGAAGCAACAACUCGAACAACUCAACACAAUGAGAGAAGCUCUUUUCAGUCAAGACGGCUGGGGUUGUCAACACGUGAACCAAGAUACAAAUUGGGACGUACCAACAUCUCCUGAGCCGUCUAUAACUAAAGAUGGUGUGCCCAUCUGGAAGCCACCGGUGAACAAUGGCACCGAUCUGUGGGAGGCUAAUCUGCGCAAUGGGGGACAGCCGCCGCCUCAACAGCAGGCGAAAACUCCGUGGGGUCAUACGCCUGCGACGAAUAUUGGCGGCACUUGGGGUGAAGAUGACGAGACCGCAGAUUCAUCUAAUAUGUGGACGGGUGCACCGACACCAUCGCAGCCAAAUGCGGCUCAAUGGACUGGUGCAGCCGGUAACCAAGCCGGGUCCAAUUGGGGCGAUCCUAGAAUUGACCAUAGAGAUCCGCGAGACUUGCGAUCUGUAGAUCCAAGAGAAAUGCGUGACCCUCGGGAUCAUCGUAUGUCAUUGGAUCCCAGAGAUCAUAUGCGUGUUAUGGAUCCUAUGGCGCGGGAUCCGCGAAUGACUGAUAUGCGUGGCGAUCCACGUGGAAUAUCUGGACGAUUGCAUGGUGCAAAUGCGGAUGCGAUGUGGAAUCAACCACCAGGUCCGCCGCAUCACCAAAUGGGGCAUCAACACCCGUCUGGACCACCGGCCAAGAUGCUCAAUCCUUCGAAUAUGAAUCAAUGGGCUGCUCCACCCCCAAAGGACAUUAUGCCUGGCAAACCUUCUGGUUGGGAGGAGCCGUCACCACCGACACAACGAAGGAAUGUGCCCAAUUAUGACGACGGUACUAGCCUUUGGGGAAAUCCAGCUGCUAAUCAACGUGCCUUGCAAACCAGUAAGGUAUCGCAUUGGAAGGAUCUUCCUGCACCUAAUUUGGCUCGUGGAGGUAUGCAAUGCCCACCAGGAAUGCCUCAAAACAGAAUGCCAGGGCAACCUGGAAUGAAACCUGACGUGGGUGGUCCUAUGUGGGGUCAUCCUGGAGCUCCUAGUGGACGCAACGGAACUUGGACAGACGCUCCACAUGAUACCGCUUCAUGGGACGAUCCUAAAACGCCAGCAACGUGGAACGAGCCUCAGCUAAAUCCAGCAGCUUGGGGUGCCCCUACUGCGCACAAACCAAAGCCUAUGGGACCUACCGGUAGCUGGGCCGACUCCGAUAUGGAUCCGACUCCUAGCUGGGCGCACACUGCGAAACCUACACUGACGAAAGAGGUGAUCUGGAGCAGUCGCGAGUUCCGAUAUCUUUGCGACUUGGGAUUCAAGAAAGAGGAUGUGGAACUAGCAUUAAGAAACCGAGAAAUGAACCGAGAGGAGGCACUGGAACUUCUCAAUCAGCUACGUCCUAUGGAUCAAUGGAGACGUCAUGACACGCAUUCGGGUUACGAUCCGACACAUCAAGCGACUACUACGCCAGCCUAUCCUCGAUUCAAUCACGUGGCACAGCAGAUGUCAUUCCCUCCGGGCGGAGGAGUGCCCAGUGGGGCAACCAGUGGGGGUGUGGGUGGUUCUGUGACCAGUGCUAGUCUUCUCAAACUUCAACAACAGCAACAACAGCAGACAGCUGUUCCGCUACAGCAACAACAACCAAGUACCAAUGCGCCACAACCCCCUUUCAACCAGGCAUCUCGCGCAUCACAGAAUCAGCCAAGUACGCAACAAUUGCGUAUGCUUGUGCAACAGAUUCAACUAGCUGUUCACGAGGGCUACCUGAAUCAUCAGAUCUUGAAUCAACCACUGGCACCCCAAACACUGAUGUUACUGAAUCAGCUUUUGCAACAGAUCAAGGUCUUGCAGCAGUUGCACCAACAACAUUCUGUGCAAAGCACAAUGAAGGGCAACAAUCAAUCAGUCUUGCAGAUCAGCGUUCAGAUUACAAAGACCAAACAGCAGAUCACGAAUUUGCAAAAUCAAAUUGCAGUGCAACAAGCAACAUAUAUGAAGCAGCAGCAACAGCAUCCAGCGCCUCCAUCUCAGGCGUCAGAAUAUUACAAAUCCUCUGUGCAUGAUCCUAUGUCAGCUCUGCAGAACAGUUUCAGCGACUUAACAAUGAACAAGGAAGCACCGGUGGUGAGUCAACAGCAGUCUCGGUUGAAUCAGUGGAAAUUACCCUCGCUCGAUAAAGAUGGCGAUUUGGUGUCAAACGAAUUCUCCCGUGCCCCUGGAACUACGAGCAAACCACCCACAACUCCUGGCGGCUUGACCCAGUCACACAGCAGUCCGAAUAUGAAUCCUUUGCUAGGUCAAAGUGACGGCACAUGGUCUUCGCGACUCGGCGACAGUGGUUGGCCCGAUCCGAGUAACAGUGACUCGACCGAUGGAAAGGAUUGGCAACCGGGUGGUGCUGCAUUCACAGACCUUGUGCCAGAAUUCGAACCUGGAAAGCCAUGGAAGGGUACCCAGAUGAAAAGCAUUGAGGAUGAUCCUAGCAUCACUCCCGGUUCUGUUGUACGUUCUCCGUUAUCUUUGGCUACUAUCAAGGAUCCGGAUGCGAUCUUUUCGUCGAGCAGCAAGACAUCACCACCACCGCAAACAACUAAUCCAGACACAUCGAUCCCAAGUCUAAGCAACUCUACAUGGACAUUUAAUCCACCGGCCACUACACCUAGUGCAUUUACCAGCUCCAAGAAUACAUGGGGUGAGUCCGCUCCUCCACCUACUGCUGUGACUUCGGAGCUUUGGGGUGCACCGAUGAGCAAAGCACGUGGUCCGCCUCCUGGCUUAGGUAGCAAAGGAACCACAAACACGAGCAACGGAUGGGCCGGCUUGGGUAGUGUUAGUAGGUCCUCCAGUUCAUGGGGUCUGCAAUCUUCCACUGUUAGUAAUUCAGGCUGGAUGUCCACCUGGCUCUUACUAAAGAAUCUAACACCGCAAAUUGACGGUUCCACUUUGAAGACGCUGUGCGCGCAACAUGGACCGGUUCAAGAUUUCCGUUUGUAUCAAAAUCACGGAAUCGCAUUGACGAAAUAUUCCACUCGCGACGAAGCAAUCAAGGCACAAGGCGCCCUAAACAAUUGCGUCCUGGGUAACACAACGAUAUUUGCCGAGUCGCCAGCAGAGAGCGAAGUGCACACUAUUCUGCAGCAACUCGGCCAUGGCGGACAACAGCAGGCCGGCGGUUCUGGCGGUGCUGGAUGGGGCCUUAGACCAACUAACAAAGCCGGCCCACCGCCCGACACAUGGGGUGGUAGCUCCAGUCAGCUCUGGGGUGUCCCGCCCACCAGCAAUUCCUUGUGGAGUAACGCGGGAAUAGACAACAGCGACCAGCAACGAGCAACUCCUAGUUCUCUCAACUCGUAUUUACCCGGAGAUCUUCUGGGAGGGAUACGGAGGAGACGUCGAAGUGAAGUCGAAGAAACCGCGCGUAAUCGAUGCCCCCGAGACUAUCACGGAGAGCCCAUCUCGAUCGGUGUAUCGUAAAUCUGCGACGGAGAAAGAGGAGGAGAAGGAGGAAGAGGGAGUCGCGGAAGCGACAUAUCCAUUUGCGUUCUGCAAAUCGCACUCGGCGAUCGGCCUUCCGGUCUCGUCAACAGAGAGAACAGCCCCCUCUCGCGAUAGUCACCGCGCGACCCUCGGAGGGAAGAGCGCCGAAGACACACCCGAAAUAUUAUUCCAGAUGCUUCGCGCGCAAGAGUUCAUUCUUGAGAGACUAGACGCUAGUGGAAAGUAACAAAUGGCAAUAAAGAAUAAAACGAAGUCGCUGUGUAAUCGUGUAAAAAACGCGCGUCCAGUCGCUUAUCGCGAUCGCCCCCCGAUGGCUGCUCCGACCCUAAACUCGUCCCCGUUGAGGAACAAGCGAUUAUCAUCCCACGUGUAAACGCGACCCCUCGCGAUUUUCAUCAUUUCUCUUUGUCUCUCUCCCUUUCUCUCUUCCUGAAACGAAUGUAUAUAAUAAUAGCAUAAUAAUUGUGUUUAAAGCGCGCGCGCGACACAGUAUCAAUUGAAGAUGACAAAAGGAAGGAAUGGGGAGAAGUUCAGUGCUGAGUUUCUCGUUAUGUGAUCCUGACGCUGCGGACGAUAUCAAAAUUCGACUGAAAAUGUCGGGUGGCUGAAACGAAGGGGGAGGGAGAGAGAGAGGGAGAGGGAGAGAGGUCGAUCUUGACGUCGAUCGAGGAGGAAAGAGAGGAGAAAAAACACUAAGGAGGAAGAGAAAGAUCGGUUUAUUCGCCGUACCGUACGCACGUAUAUACGCACACAUCGCACGCGCGCCCAUUGUCGUAUGUAAAACUUGAUAUAAGGACUUUGUAGCUCUUAAGAUGACGUUGUGAAGGUAAAAGGAAAAAAGAACAUGCCCAUAUAUACAUGCAGACACACACAUGCACACAAAUACACACAUACAUGCAACACACAUCCAUCCAGCCACACACGACAUAACACACGACAUAACACAUCUGCAAUGUGAUAUUCUCGUGUCUUGUCCGAUGACAGACGUUCAUUCUAACGAGUAUAGUUGGCGUUUGUCCUUUUUUCGCGUAGCUUUUAAGGUACCUACAUUUAAGGGGAAACUACAUACGUAAGAGAUAAUCCGAGAGUGCACGCGUGAGAAGGUCUUGCGGUAAGAGCAAGCAAAAAAAAAAAGAAGCAAAGAAAAGGGGAGAGAAAAUGCAAAAAAAAAAAGAGAAAAAAGAAAGAUAACAGGAAAAAACGACCAAAAAUGUGCGAAAUCGAGUGUGUGUGUUUGUGCAAAAGAUGGAGAUUUACUAUAUUUAAUUAUUAUAUUAUGGGUACCUCUAAUAUCACAAGAAUAUUCGUUGCUGUGUCUGCUGUUUCGAUUUAAGGUACCGUGGUGAGAAACCUAAGAGCAUCGACGACAGACUAAACCAGGCCGGGCAACCGAACUCGGGACUGUCGCUGACAGAGAUUUCGCGUUUAGGGUUUAGAUUCUUCGGGGUACCAUCGUUGUGUGGAUACAAGGGGUGCGAGCUCUUCUACGAGCUCCUCAUCUGUUCGUUCUUCCCGCGACAUCUUCGCCCCUCUGCCUUGCCCUUUCACCAGUAUCUCACCAUCCCCUUUCUACCCCGUUCCGCCUUCUCGUUCGUCGGGCAAAAGUACUACGUUCUCGCGUGGAAUGUUGUGAGCGCUCUGCUUCACUCAAUCUCGAUCUUUAAAGAGGAAUUAUGCGAAUUAGUUGUAAUAAAGCGCGCUUGUUCAUAUAGUCGGAUCUAUUCUAGUUGACAUAUCUGUGACCCCGUAACUUUUAGUCUAUCGACGACGGUUCUCUGUGUGUGCAUGUGUGUGUGUAUGUGUGUGUGUGCACUUGCUGUGUAGUAUUCGAGAGUUUAACCGGAUGAAAUACUAUUUUCUCGCAUUGAGACACUUUUAACUCUAGAAAGGUAGCAUGAGUAAUUUCUGCUCACACUAAAAGCUCCAAUCCUAAGAGGGUAGCGCGAGUAAUUUUUGCUCAUACGGAAAGUCUCCAAGCCUGGAAAGGUAACGUGAACAGCUUUUAUUUAUAAUGAAAGCUUUAAUCCUAGAAAAAAAGGGUAGCCAAUAUGAGGUAACCUUUAUUCAUACUGAAAGACUCCUAGAAAAAUAAUGAUAAUCUGUGGUACAAUUAAGAUAAGGAUGAGUAAUCGUUACUGAUUCAGUCUGAUAAUAUCUCAUAAAAGAGCAGUGGUAUCCAUUUCAGUGGGUGGUGAAACAAGUAAAUAUUAAUCUAGAGAAAUAUACACCAGUUAGGGGAGCUUAAGGCUCUCAGUGUGAGCGAAGGUUAUCAAGGCCACCUUCCUAAGGUUAAUGCGCGCUGGAUAUUGCUCUGCUACCAUUACACGAUGUACUAUUAUCGUACUGUUAUCGUCCGCAAUACGGUCGCGCAAAGAAGAUAAGGUCUGAUUCGCGGGAGGACUUUGGCUUACCUUGCCUUACCUCGCCGAGCUACUUCAUCGAGAAGAGGUAGGGGCCGCCGUUUUUUCUUGCCGCUGAUCUUGAGUCACGCGCGCACGUGUGCGAAAUAGUAUUUUAUUCGGGCGACAAAUGGCUCGGCUUAAUCUUAGAUUUCUCCAUCGUGUCGGCGUAUUUCUCAGGCGACGCUGUUGAUUCCGUUCUUACGUUAUUGUGCGCUAUCUAAUCUCCGUGCGACUCGGCUUGCGUCUCUAACCGGGGUCAGCCGCAUUCUGCUGUGUUUCGAUGUGUACCUGAAACCGGUGGUAAGGGUUCGAUGAAGCAUCUCGCAAUUUCCGCGCACAACGCGAGGUGCAAGUUGCCCCGCGAGCGCGCACAGCAUCCAUCAAUCGACGAAGACUAUGUUCCCCCGAGCUCCAGCCGUGGCUUCUUCGACGUGAAGUCUCGCCCCUCUGCGAUUUGUCGCGCUACGAAACACCGCCAUCACCUGCGCGGUUGGUCGUCGAGUCGGCGAUGUUUCGCCUCGGGGACGACGUUUCCCCGCCGCAGAUCGAGACAGUACUCUUUGCCCGUCCUCGUUCUCGCCUCGUUUUCCCCUCGUUUCGUUGACCGCGGGGAUGCGCAUGUGUCUCCAGCCUAAUUCCCAAAAAGGAACCUGACAGACGGGCCGUCGUGCUACUCCACCCUCUUGGGGCGCGAGAAUAGUCCGCGGAGUGAAGCGUGUGUCACAUGCCAUCGUUAGUCCGUAAGCGUUUACACUUAUUUUUCUAUCGUGAGUCGUAUCAUCGCUCUGUCGUAGUUCGUAAAUACUUUGGCCGUAAGGUAAAACAGUACUCAAUGCCUGGACACUAAUGACACCUAAUUCUGCAUACUUUUAUUGUUCUUUAAACACGAAUAUAUUAAAACUUCUAAUGUAGAAUAUAUACAGGGUGAUUCGGAUGGAAAUGUAGAGAUCCUGAUGACCAGUUAAUUGGACUGCCAUCCAUCGAUCAUGGAGGUGUUAUUUAGAUGUAUGACAUGUCGAAUAUAACGAGUAGAAGCUCCAUUAUGUUGGAAAUACAUCGACGGAAUAUCCUCAGGCUAUGGACAAAUAAUUUUGCAGCAAGUGUAGGAUACGUUUCUCCUAUCAUCGGGAGGCAACUGCGCGCAGAACUCGCUGUAUCUCUCAAACCGUGUGGAAUCGGUCACAUGUUUGUAUAAACAUUUUGCCAAGAAUGAGUCAUACUACUGUCUCUCUUCCUCGAAUAUUGACUCCCGAAUCACCCUCUGUGUGCACAUAUUGAACAUAUCCAUAUAUUCUACGUGAAGAAUUCAAAUAUUUCAUAUUUGAGGACUAAAAUAUCCAGAGUUAAAUUACGCGAGUUAUCAGUAUCCGGACAUUGGAUAUCUUUACCUUAGUCGUCGCAAAGUAGUUUCGCCACUCGUGUCCGCCGAGUCUGCCUUGAUUCCUCGACUCUUGAUUCGAUAUAUACGUUUCGCCGUCUCCACGGCGCCUUAUCCUCCCGUGAUACGUUGAUAAUCAUCCAAUCGCUUGAUUUCCACUCGCCCGACGGUUUCGUCGCGAGGAAAUUACCGCCUCGGUGUUCUCGAGAGAGAGAAGGGUGAUAUUUGUCGUGUCGAGUCCGCCGUUCCUCAAAGGCUCGGAAUUAACGCGCGCCUCUGCGCGCGCGAUCAACAUUUCGACUGACGUCUCGCGCUCCGUGUCGUCGAACAAUGUACCCGGGACGCUCGUUCUGAACGGGACCGCGAAUCAAAAGAAAGGGAAGGAAAGAUAUUCGAAUGAUGCGCGUGCCAGAGAGCGCGACGUGAUAUUAAAUUAAUGAACGAUCGGAGGUGAAUCCGAGACGAAAUAUUUAUUCGACGUGUUGUUCAUUUGGAGGCGUGCCGCGUGUUCUUUCAUACAUAGGAGAAAAUACUCUUCUGACAAGAUAUUUUAUUUCGCGGGGAGGGGGGGAGGAGGGUUUUUCCGAUGAUUUCCUAAGGUAUCUUCUCUCUUGGAUGCGAGUAAUCUACAGAGAUUACGACCAAGAUUGAUCUUGUUUCGAUAUUAAGCUUAAGAAAAGACAAGAAACAUUAUUUUUAACGACCAUUGACGACUUUCAAUUACUUUUAAGGCUUCCGUUCGGAGACGCGAGUUCUUCGAGUGAUCGAUUGAAAUUAAAUAGAGCAUACAAAUCGUACGACUAUGAUACUUCUCUCUUUCUUUCUUUCUUUCUCUCUCUCUCUCUUUCUCUCUCUCUCUCUCUCUCUCUCUUUUUCUCUCUUUUCCUCGCGCGACGUUAAGCUGCAAACUCCCACGAUCUUACGAUGGCUCUUCAUUGACGCUUUGCGCUCAAGUUUAUUUUUAUAAAAGACUUAGAAGAAACAGAAAGAAACGCCAUUAUCUCUCUUGUUUUUGGAAAUUGUACAAGGCGAUCGUACGCUCGAUAAUAUUAUGGCAAAAAGACACAUCCAUAUCUUUCUAUCGACCUAAGAAUCAACAUUUACCUAAAAACUUACGAAAAAAUUCUCAAAAGUGUUAUUUUCUAAGAAGUAGCGUCCUGCGUGAUGAUUCUAUAUAUAUAAAAUUAUAUAUAUAUAUAUAUAUAUAUAUAUAUAUAUAAUGUAUAUUAUAUAUAUAAUAUAUAAUAUAAUUAUAUAAUUAUAUAUAUAUAUAUAUAUAUAUAUGUAUAUAUAUAUAUAUAUAUAUAUAUAUAUAUCAAAUUACGAUUAAUUGUACAAUUCUCAGAUUGUCGCGGAUCUAAACGAGCUAAUUUCUUUCUCAUUCAAAAGCACCACAGAAGCCUACGGGUCUCUUCAAUGCGAUAACGCUAUAAUACCGCGUGUAUCUCACUUGAUCAUAAUGAAUUCCUCUCUCUUAGACGCGCCAGAUUUAAUCGUAGCUCCGCGAGAAUCAAUGACCUCUUAAUUUUGAGCAAAAUGUGAAGGAAAGUAAGAUCGAACGUCUGCAAAAAAAGAA
Molecule: messenger RNA, 12128 nt
Organism: Odontomachus brunneus
Lineage: Eukaryota; Metazoa; Arthropoda; Insecta; Hymenoptera; Formicidae
Gene: gw
Product: trinucleotide repeat-containing gene 6C protein
Exons: 17
Coding region: 452-6748 (2098 amino acids)
Biological process (GO): positive regulation of nuclear-transcribed mRNA poly(A) tail shortening; miRNA-mediated gene silencing by inhibition of translation
Cellular component (GO): P-body; nucleoplasm
Molecular function (GO): protein binding; RNA binding
Source: RefSeq, a predicted model, not a curated record